UUCGUUCGUGGUCAGUGCUAGAGUUACCAUCGCUUUUCGAAACUUUGUCUUGUCGCGUUUGUUUGUUUGUUUGUUUGUUUUUUUUCCUAUCUAUCUGCUUUUCUUAAAUCACAACUUUGCUUGUUAUUUGUGUUGAUUUAUGAGUUAUUUGGACUGCGUUCGGGUGCUGCUUGGCAGCUGUAGGACAAAAUAGCCCUAGUUAGUGGACGGGUGCGUGCGUUCGUGUGCGUGUUUCGUGGUUUCGAAUGCAUAUUAGCAUAAGUGAUAAUUAAUACUUCGGAUCCGCGCGCCUCGGAUGGUGAUGAAUAACGAAAUUGAUCUUUGUACGGAGGCGACCCGAGCGGAAAGUGCGUGUGUGAGUGUGUUUGAAUAAUAUUAGCUAUCGAGAUUCCGUAGAUAUCAAAAUAAAAAAAAAACACCGUUGAAAGUAAAAGUGAUUAGGAGCUGUUUAGAUCGUACGAUUUGCGUGAAGAGGAAGACGAGUAGUCUCCUGGUGUAAAUGUGUGAGAUCGAGGAGAAAUGUGAAAAUUUUACCUGCCAAUAUCUCUGGUCUUGCUUAACAUCGGACGUGGGACGUUGGAUCGAGAGGAAUCGAGAUUUUAUGCCAACACGGCGACACUAGAGUUCAAUGUAGUCACGUUGAUCCAACCUAGUGACAUUUACCGGUGAAGAAGACAUCCGAACCGUGAGUGUUUGUGCGCGCCUUUCAACCGAAUCAAACAUUCAGCUGAUUUGAAAGAGUAGAAAAUGUCCCAGCUGUCGAAUUGGUGAAAUCGAUUGAACAAGAGCUUUUCGGAAACGGACAGCGGUAUUUGCCUUUUUGUUGGUUGAUGGUUUUGUUUAUUGGCCUCUGUAUUACCGAGGACUCGGCAACGAUUGUCGGAAAGUUCAAAGGGCUUCAAGUAACACAGUAACGGCCGCCGUCAUGUGCAGCAAAAACAACUUCGAGGUUUUGAUGGAGAAAAUCAAUACGGGUAUACCAACGUGUCCGAUCAGUUUGGACUCGUUGCGUACUCGGCUACCAGACAUUGCCAGUUGGCGGUUACCCCACGUAUGCAAGGAAGCCGUCACCAACAACAACAACAACAACGUAAACAGCAGCAACAACAACAACAACAGCAACGGCCCACUUGGUGGAAGUGGUCUAGAAGCAGGAACCACCGGAAACUACAGUAGCAACCUUACGACGGCGGCGUCGGACGCCUUCUAUCAGCCCCAGUCGCUGGGGGCCCUAUCCACCGUGACGGCAUCGACGACCGUCACCAGCUGUGGAUCUGCCGCGGGGGGAACAGCGACAACCCAGCAGCCACUUCCGCAGCAGCACUUCCAGCAGCUUGCCCAACAGCAACAGCACCAGACCAGUUUGCACAAGUUCUACAAAGCGCACAAGAAGAUGCCGGCAUUUCGCGGCCGGAGAGGCUGGUGCGGAUGUUUGCAGGAUGAUGAACCACCCGAAAUCUGCGUGGUCGAGGGUGUCUUCUCGCUGCAAACGCUGACCCCCACCCAGCCGAUGCCGGCGAUCGACGAGUUGGACAGCAAAUUUGCCGAACUUGUCGAGGAACUCGAUCUCACCGCACCGAACAAAGCCGCGAUGCUCAGUUUGCCGCCGCAGAAGAAAUGGCAAAUUUACUGCUCCCGCAAGAGUCCUCUGGAUGCGACCGGACCGAAUGGAGCUCCGCUGCCGGGUGCCACACUGCCUCCCACACCGGAGCACUACAUCGAACGACUGAAAGAUAUGGCGGUUCAACUGAAGGCCUCCUCACCGGACGAAUCGCCGUCGCACGAGUACAGCCCGAAGAUCGAAUCACACACGGCCUUGUUCGAUGCGUUGAAGACGGCCCUACGCACCUCGGCGCACAGUUUCGUGAUUCGGUUUAUUGAACUGCAGGGGCUACCGGCGCUGCUCGAGUUGCUUCAGGCACUGGACAUCCGGGUGGCCAACAGUCCACUACACACUAGUCUGAUCGGGUGCAUCAAGGCGCUGAUGAACAACUCGACUGGCCGCUCGCACGUGCUGGCUCAUCCCACCGGAAUCGACACGAUCGCACGCUCACUGGCGGCGGACAACAUCAAGACCAAAAUUGCCGCAUUGGAAAUUCUCGGUGCCGUUUGUUUAGUACCGGGAGGUCACAAAAAAGUUCUCACGGCAAUGCUCAACUAUCAGGAGUACGCAGCCGAGCGAGUUCGAUUCCAGGGCAUCGUAAACGAUCUGGACCGAUCAACCGGUGCCUACCGGGAUGAUGUGAAUCUCAAGACGGCCAUCAUGUCAUUUAUCAACGCCGUACUGAACUAUGGCCACGGACAGGAGAAUCUCGAGUUUAGGUUGCAUCUGAGGUACGAGUUUUUGAUGCUGGGCAUUCAACCAGUGAUCGAUAAGCUGCGAAAGCACGAGAACGAUACCUUGAAUCGGCAUUUGGACUUUUUUGAGAUGGUUAGAAAUGAAGACGAGAAGGAACUGGCCCGGAAGUUUGGACACGAACAUGUUGACACAAAGAGUGCGAACGCCAUGUUCGAUCUGCUGAGACGGAAGCUCAGUCAUUCAACCGCCUAUCCGCAUCUGUUGAGUCUUUUGCAGCACAUGCUGAUGCUUCCCCAUACGGGAUCGAAUGCACAGCACUGGUUGAUGUUCGAUCGAGUGGUCCAACAGAUCGUUCUGCAACAGGAGGAGCGACCUUCUAGUGACAUCGAUCCGGAUCAGGACAAGUCUUCGGAAUCUUCCUUGAAAGUGCAGGAUCCGGAUAUCGCUCCGCUUCAUAUCGAUGUGAGAAAAAUAGUCAAACUUUUAGUCAAAGAGGAAGAACUGGUUGCUGCCCGGAGUCGGGCCGAGGACCUGGAAAAGGAAAACUCGGAAAUUAAUGGAAAGCUAGCGAAAAAAGAGCAAGAGUUGGAUUUGCGAACACAGGAAAAAGAGGAUCUGGAAACAUCUCUGGCCCGUAUGCGAGAACGCUUGGAAAAGGAAAGUGCCAAUCACUCGCAGGCCGUACAGCGGGCACUGAAUGCCGAAAUGCGCGUCGAAGACCUGCAGCACCGAUUCGUCAGCGAGCAACAGGAACGCGUUCGCCUGGAACGACUAGUCACCGAGGGAAGCAUUCCGGACGAUCAGAAGGUGGCCGGAUUGCAGGGUUGCAACGGACCGGUUUCUCCACCUCCACCACCGCCACCAUGUAAACUUCCUCCACCACCACCGCCAAUGAUGUCCGCACCGCCACCUCCGCCCGUACCCGGCGGUAUUCCCAAGGUCUCCAGUCAGAACGUGUCCAGCAUGCCGGCACCACCCAAGAUGGAGGCACCGAAAAAGAACGUCCCGCAGCCGGCCAAUCCCCUGAAGAGCUUCAACUGGUCCAAGCUGCCGGACAGCAAGCUCCAGGGUACCGUGUGGAGCGAACUGGACGAUUCCAAGUGGUACAACAGCAUCGAGCUCGAGUCUAUCGAUAAACUGUUUUCGGCCUACCAGAAGAAUGGCGUUGCGUAUAAUUUCCCAUUCCAGAAUGACGGUUCUAUUGAGGAUCUCCGUCUAAUAGGGAAGAACAAAACCAAGAUUCUUUCGGUUAUUGAUGGACGGCGAGCACAGAACUGCACGAUUCUGCUGAGCAAACUGAAAAUGAGCGACGAAGAGAUCUCAAAGGCCAUUCUGUCGAUGGAUUCCAACGAACAGCUACCGAUCGAUAUGGUUGAGCAGCUCCUCAAGUUCACCCCGUCGGCCGAGGAGCGUGCCCUGCUGGACGAACAUUCUGAAGAUAUUGACUCACUUGCCCGAGCGGAUCGGUUCCUGUACGAAAUCUCGAAAAUACCUCACUACGAACAGCGACUCCGAAGUUUACACUAUAAAAAGCGCUUCCAGGUGACGGUGAGUGAUCUUUCGCCGCGAAUCGCCAACGUGAUGGAAGCAUCCCGGGAGGUGGCUCGCUCGCGACGACUUCGCAAACUGCUGGAGCUCGUUCUGGCCCUCGGUAACUACAUGAACCGUGGUGCUCGUGGUAAUGCAUCCGGAUUCCGACUGGCUUCGCUCAACCGGCUGGCCGACACCAAGAGCAGUGCGGCCAAGGGCACUACUUUGCUUCACUAUUUGGUGCAGAUAAUCGAAAAAAAGUUCAAGGAUAUUCUUCUGCUGGAGGAAGAUCUGCCCCACGUGAAGGAAGCCUCGAAGGUAUCCCUCGGUGAGAUGGACAAAGACAUAUCGAUGCUGCGGGCGGGUCUGGCGGAGGUUAAUCGCGAAAUCGAGUUCCAUCGCAGCAGCGGUGUUCCACAAUCUGGCGAUCGAUUUUUGCCGGUGAUGCGGGAAUUCCACGCCCAGGCAUCGGUGCGAUUCGCGGAACUGGAGGAUCAGUUCCAGGAUAUGAAGACAAGAUUUGACCGCGCGGUUAGAUUGUUUGGCGAAGAUGGCUCAGUAGUGCAACCGGAUGAAUUCUUCGGUAUCUUUGAUGGAUUUUUGACGGCGUUGAUGGAAGCCAAACAGGACAAUGAAAACUUCCGUAGGCGACAGGAGGAAGAGGAGAAACGAGCCAAACAGGAAGCUGAGCUUAAAAAACGCACCAUCGAGCGCAAAUCCAAGGAAGGUCUGCUGAACUCGGUGGCCAAGAAUCUCGGACUGAAAUCGUCGAAAGCGUCCAGCAAUGGUACGUCCAACGGAGGCAGUCCAGUGGCCGAGUCGAACAAUAAAGGCGAGUUUGAUGAUCUCAUCUCCGCACUUCGAACCGGAGACGUGUUCGGCGAGGACAUGGCCAAGUUCAAACGGUCGCGCAAAACCCGGCUGGGAACACCGAGCAACGGCAGUGCUACCAAUACGUCCCCGCCGCGCAGUCGGAAUAGCGUUGGCCGGGAGGACAGUCGCGAACGGACGGGCGUCGUCAACAGACGGCAGUAGAGUGCAGAAACUGCAUGAUUAGUAUAUAUCAUUGGCUGGACUUUUGUCCUGGCGGAAAACGUGUGUUUGUUUAGUAUAUUUCGGUUUGAUUCUAAUAUAGAGGGCGUUGUUUUUUUUUUGUUUUCGUGUAAAUUUGUAAAAGUGAAUGAGACCAAAAAUUGUGAGUGAAGCUCAAAAAUACAAUGUUAGUACGAAACUACAACAGAAAGCACUAGAUAUUAUAAAAUGUUCUGGUUAUUCCAUUAGAGACUGUUUUAAGCACACCGAAGAAAAUAUAUAAAUACAAUAACAGUAAAUUUUGGAGCAUGUUUUACGAUCAGAUCAGCCACUUUGCAACUGACGCGUUUGUUUUAGAAAAAGCUGGCAAAAGUAGACAGCCUGGCAGUAAACGUAAGCUAAACUAACCGGUAGAAACUUAUAUUCUAGUUAAGACUUUUUUGUAGAACAGUUAAUUUGUCAUACAGUCUACUCCUAACCUUCAGUAGCCACAUCGCAAUCGUUUCAGUUACCAAUGGGUUUUCCUUCGCGAACUCCAUGCUUCCCAACAACGGUAUUAGUCAGGGCCUGUUUAAGCUUCAUUUAUAUCUACAUACUUGUUGUUGUAUUGCACUGUACCCUCCGAGAACAGCGGGUGUUCAUCAAUUCUACAACAGGGAACACCAUUCUUUUGUAUUUAUUUAGCUCACCCCUAACUGAAGUAUUCUUUCUAGUGACAUAUACAUGUACGCAUAUCUCUUCCUUUACUCAAGAUCUGAGUUGCUCCCCGACCCGGGAACUCUCUGUAUAUAAUCUAGAAAUUGGUAAUCGAUAAUCGAUGAAAAAUAUAAUCUCAGUAAAACAAAACAAAAACCGUUGAGUUUUCCAAAUAGACAAGUGAAGUUUUUCCCGUUUUUAAAUAUACUGAAUAAUAGCGGAAUAACAUUUUUUUAACAUUCAUUCAAAACAUAAACGCUGUGCACCCCUCAUAGCUCGUGUCCGUGUCCAAUAUUUUUACCCAGCAAACAAAUAUGCAAUAACAGAACAAACACUGGAUACCGAUUUUAAUAUAUGCAAUGUGGUGAGGUGUCUUCUGCUUCAAAUAACUUGAUAAUCAUUUGGUUUGUAGGACAAGCAAUUUUAUCUACCCUAUUCCACAUGCUAUCGCCGCCAGUUUUCAUGGUUAUCAUUAUCACCGGCAGCCGUCGGGCAUCCAACUGCAUGGCAUACAAUAGAAUCAAUACAUAUAGGUGUUGCUUGAUGAUAUUCGAAAUUCAUACAAUACAAACCAAAACCGAAGAAACAGAGAUUCAUUUUAAACAGAGCAAAAACAAAGAAGGACACGUUAAAAUAAACGAACUGAUUACCGAGGGAGUACCGAAGUUGGAGCUGUUUCUCGACAGUAAGAAACAAACGCCAACCAAACAGCAACGGUCUCUUCAUAAAAAAAACACUCUGGAUGGAAAAAUUGAUUAUAUAUAGUAUAUAUACUGAUAGUACGAAGAAAACGUGAAUAAACUUGUCGGAAAAAUG
Malaya genurostris is the source of this 6373-nucleotide messenger RNA. It is a transcript of the gene DAAM, whose product is annotated as disheveled-associated activator of morphogenesis 1. The coding region runs from base 926 to 4864 and encodes 1312 amino acids. Gene Ontology annotation, biological process: actin cytoskeleton organization; positive regulation of actin filament polymerization. Gene Ontology annotation, molecular function: small GTPase binding; actin binding. The transcript is spliced from 9 exons. Lineage: Eukaryota; Metazoa; Arthropoda; Insecta; Diptera; Culicidae. The record is from RefSeq and is a predicted model, not a curated record.